Messenger RNA from Hippocampus comes (tiger tail seahorse), 1733 nucleotides. RefSeq names its product globoside alpha-1,3-N-acetylgalactosaminyltransferase 1-like. Gene Ontology annotation, cellular component: membrane; vesicle; Golgi apparatus. Lineage: Eukaryota; Metazoa; Chordata; Actinopteri; Syngnathiformes; Syngnathidae. Gene Ontology annotation, molecular function: hexosyltransferase activity. Bases 415 to 1470 code for a protein of 351 amino acids. The record is from RefSeq and is a predicted model, not a curated record. Gene Ontology annotation, biological process: carbohydrate metabolic process. The transcript has 3 exons.
AUAGCAAAAGUUAUUUUUUUAUUAUGUGCCACAGACCAAAAAAAAAAAAGGUUGACGGGCCUCAAACACCCCGCGGGCCGUGGCUUAGUCACCCUGCCUUAUUCGAAGCAGCCCCUCUACUUGUUUUCAUUGCCCAAAUUCCACAUACAUCUGGUUUCUUUGGUUUCACCGCAGAAAUGGAAACUGCGGAGUCUUGAGGAAAUGGGGGGAGGAGGAGACCGUUCGGGAGAGAAGGGAAAAAAAGUGAGGCGACGGACGAGAGAAGAACAGGGGGUUCGAGUUAAAGAAAAAUAACCGGAAAGCUGCACGUUUCAAAUAGCUUGGGAGAAACACCGAGUGACAAAGAAAAGAGAGCGAUUUUUUUUUUUUUUUUUGGCAAAGCGUUUGUGUGUUUAUCCACGAGCGGGUCACGGCAUGGCGCUGUUCCCAUUCUGCAAACCAGCCACAGGAGCCGUCAGAGUGUCCAGGAUACAGCUGCUCCUGUCCUGUGUUCUACUGUCACUUCUCGUAUACUUCCUCCGUGGUCGGAAGGCUGGUGGCAAUGUGAAGUCCCCUCAUCCUUACUUUCGCUCCAUGGAACUGGCCACGGGAGGAGAAAGGAGAGAAACGGAGAACGGCAAUGCGGCAGUGCUCCAAAGCCCCGUGCAGACUCCUUGGGGCGCUCCUUUGGUUUGGGGUGACAACCGCAACUCGGUCCGGCGAAGGACUGAAUUUGCAGACCAACAAAUCCGGAUAGGCCUUCUUUCCCUCGUGGUGGGAACCUAUGCCAAACACGUGAGGCGUUUCAUCUCCUCGGCAGAAAUCUACUUCCUCCCCAAUCAGAUGGUCACUUACUAUAUUCUCACUGAUAAUCCUCGUACGUUCGAUCCCCCCAUCAAGUUGGGGCCCGGACGACAGCUGAAGGUGCUUCCUGUUGCCGAGUUCCCCGGCUGGGACAAGUUGGUCUAUCGUCGUAUGCCCAUUUUGGCUGACACCAUCAAAAACCAAAUUGGCAGGGAGGUUGAGUAUAUUUUCUGCGCUGACAUUGACCAGGAGUUUAUGGCUCCGGUGGAGGAAGAAAUACUUGGCGAGCUGGUUGCCACGUUGCACCCCGAACUCUUCGGCAAGCCGCGGACGGCGCUUCCUUAUGAAAAGAACGAAGAGUCAUCGGCUUACGUGAAAAAUGACGAAGGUGACUACUACUACACCUCUGAGCUUUACGGCGGGCUGGUUCUCGACGUGUACAGAAUGGCUCUCGGGUGUUCUUUGCUCAUUCUGAAGGACCAGGCAAACGGCAUCGUGGCCGGCGGCCGCGAAGAGAGCUACUUGAACCGAUACUUGAUUACUCACCGGCCAACGUGCGUGCUUUCGCCGGAGUACAACUGGUGGGAUUCGGGCCUGGCUGUGGCCGUGCCCGAAAUGAGGCUGGUCUCGUUGGGAAGGCAAUGUGAUGCAUUCGAUGCCAAGAAGAGAGAAAAGCACCGGUGUUGAGUUGAUGUGGUCUCAUUUGUUUUUGUGCCGCGUUCACUCGCGACAGCUGCUUGAAAGUGCCGAAGCAGGUCGGACUUGGAGACCCAAAGUUGACGUUCUCCUCUCAAACAUAAGCGAUGAAAAUGGCCGACGACAAGGAUGAGCUCGGGUUUGUUUUGUUUGUAAAGGCAAAUUUAAUAUUUGUUUCCAAGCAUUUUGGAUCCUAUUUGUGUUGGAUUGCAAUUCUAGUACAACCAAUAAAAAUAAGCAUAUACUUGUACUCA